Parastagonospora nodorum SN15 is the source of this 303-nucleotide messenger RNA. RefSeq lists its product as hypothetical. The record is from RefSeq and is a predicted model, not a curated record. The transcript has 2 exons. Lineage: Eukaryota; Fungi; Ascomycota; Dothideomycetes; Pleosporales; Phaeosphaeriaceae. Bases 1 to 303 code for a protein of 100 amino acids.
AUGGUCAACCAAAUUAAUGGUGUCAUCCCAGUUCUCAUGACGCCCGCGGAAAUCGCGCCAAUAAUCAACAAUGGACUCGAAGAAUGUCAGACUCCAAAGCAGCGAACGGCUUGUUUUUGCGAAACAGCCAAGGCUUCUGGCAGACCAUCCUUACUAGCCGAAGACGUUUCUGGCAUACCAUAUUGGCUGAGUGAGGGUCUUUCUGGCACAUCAUGUGCAGCCAACGAUUUUACGAUCAGUCACAACUCGAAGCAGAACACUCUCCAUCACGAUACUUCCACCUCCCUUCUCCCGAGAUCAUAG